Messenger RNA from Corylus avellana, 3261 nucleotides. It is a transcript of the gene OEP80, whose product is annotated as outer envelope protein of 80 kDa. Lineage: Eukaryota; Viridiplantae; Streptophyta; Magnoliopsida; Fagales; Betulaceae. Gene Ontology annotation, biological process: chloroplast organization; embryo development ending in seed dormancy. The record is from RefSeq and is a predicted model, not a curated record. Gene Ontology annotation, cellular component: outer membrane.
CAGUAGCCAGUAGGGUUUAUCUCCUCCUUCUGAACUCCCUUCUCAAAACCCUAGACCCCAAAAUUCCCCAAAUCCAAAUGCUCUUUUGCUUCCACUAGGCUUUACAAUUUCGCAUCGAAUCCCUCUUGUACCAAUAAAGAUGCCGCAAAACGAUGACGUGCGGUUCACUUCGUCCUCUCUCAAAGUCCCUCUCCCUCCACAACCCUCACCCUUCAAAUUCCCGUUCUGUUCCCGAACCAUAGCUUCGCAAAUGGCGAAGACUAGAAACUCGCUUGCUCAGCUCAUCGACUCGGUCAAGACUCGCUCGGAUUUCAAGCGAUUCGGCCCCGGAUUCUCUCAUUUCUGGAAUCGGUCCACUGAGUUGACUCAUUCUGAGUCGAGACUCGGAAACGUGUCCGGCGGGGUUGGGGUGUUGAUGGGAAAAUCUUCUCUUCUCUGUUCGUCGUCGCUGUCUCUGAUUCGGUCGGACGAGUCGACUAUUGGAACUCAGAAAUCGGGCUCGAGGACUCAAUACGGGAAGGAGGAGGAGCAGAGGCUGUUGGUACCGAAAUCUUCGCUUCUCUGUUCGGCUUCGUUGGCGCUGACUCGGCCCGACGACCCGGCGACUCAGGGAGACUCUUCGGGGAGGGAGGCUCAGUCGAAGGGGCACUCCACGAGUCGAGUGCACGACGAGGAGAGGGUGUUGAUCAGCGAAGUGCUGGUGAGGAACAAGGACGGUGAGGAGCUCGAGAGGAAGGACCUGGAAAUGGAGGCCUUGCAGGCGCUGAAGGCGUGCCGAGCCAACUCGGCGCUCACAGUGCGCGAGGUUCAGGAGGAUGUGCAUCGAAUCAUCCACAGCGGGUACUUCUCUUCGUGCAUGCCCGUUGCGGUCGACACGCGGGAUGGCAUCAGAUUGGUGUUUCAGGUAGAACCAAACCAGGAGUUCCAAGGGUUGGUUUGUGAAGGAGCUAAUGUUCUUCCAGCAAAGUUUCUGGAGGAUUCUCUCCGUGAUGGAUAUGGAAAAGUGAUUAAUCUCAGGCGUUUAGAUGAAGCUAUAUCUUCUAUCAAUGGAUGGUACAUGGAGCGGGGUUUUUUUGCCUUGGUUUCAGCUGUCGAGAUUCUCUCUGGGGGUAUUCUUAGGUUACAAGUUUCUGAAGCCGAGGUCAAUAAGAUAUCCAUACGUUUCCUGGACAGAAAGACUGGUGAGCCAACUACAGGGAAGACAAAGCCAGAAACAAUACUUCGACAACUUACAACCAAGAAGGGUCAGGUGUACAGUAUGCUUCAGGGAAAAAGAGAUGUGGAGACCGUAUUAACUAUGGGAAUCAUGGAAGAUGUUAGCAUUAUUCCCCAGCCUGCAGGUGACACUGGUAAGGUUGAUAUGGUAAUGAAUGUUGUUGAGCGUCCAAGUGGAGGUUUUUCUGCUGGUGGUGGAAUAUCAAGUGGGAUUACAAGUGGCCCUCUAUCAGGACUGAUUGGAAGCUUUGCAUACUCUCAUAGGAAUGUUUUUGGAAGAAACCAGAAACUCAAUAUCUCUCUAGAGAGGGGCCAGAUUGACUCAAUAUUCCGCAUAAAUUAUACUGACCCAUGGAUUGAAGGAGAUGACAAGCGGACAUCCAGAACAAUAAUGGUUCAGAAUUCAAGAACCCCUGGAACACUUGUUCAUGGUGACCAACCGGAUGGAAGUUGCCUGACCAUUGGCCGUGUCACGGCUGGUAUAGAAUUCAGCCAACCAAUCAGGCCUAAGUGGAGUGGAACAGCAGGUCUGUUUUUUCAGCAUGCCGAUGUUCGUGAAGAAAAAGGAAACCCUGUUAUUAAGGAUUUUUACAGCAGCCCACUUACUGCAAGUGGCAAAAUCCAUGAUGAUAUGCUACUUGCUAAAUUUGAGAGUGUCUACACUGGAUCUGGUGACCAGGGCUCUUCAAUGUUUGUAGUCAAUAUGGAACAGGGACUUCCUGUUUUGCAUGAGUGGUUGUCUUUCAACAGAGUGAAUGCUCGUGCCAGGAAGGGUAUAGAAAUUGGUCCUACUCGCCUUCUUUUAAGUUUGUGUGGUGGUCAUGUGGUGGGUAAUUUCCCUCCACAUGAAGCAUUUGCUAUUGGUGGAACCAACAGUGUGAGAGGUUAUGAAGAAGGUGCUGUUGGCUCUGGUCGAUCUUAUGCUGUUGGUUCUGGAGAAAUCUCUUUCCCCAUGUUGGGCCCAGUAGGGGGAGUUAUUUUCGCUGACUAUGGAACUGAUCUUGGAUCAGGCCCAACUGUGCCUGGUGAUCCUGCCGGAGCAAGGCUGAAGCCUGGAAGUGGAUAUGGAUAUGGGUUUGGCAUCCGAGUUGAGUCACCACUGGGGCCGCUACGUCUUGAAUACGCAUUCAAUGACAGGCAUGCCAAGAGGUUUCACUUCGGGGUUGGUUAUCGGAACUGAGGUCCUCUUUGUACUCUGGUUUCUUCUCCUUUGGAUGCUAGUCGCCACACUUCUUUUUUGUAACUAAUUUUUGUUUUUGAUGUAGAGGCCUAGUGUUGUUGCUAGUGAUUUUUUUUUUUUUUUUGGGGAGGGGGAAUGGGGAUAGAGAGGCAACAAGGAAACAUCAAUUAUGGGCGUGCAUAUGGCUGUGCUUUUUUUUUUUUUUUUUUGAAUUAUUAAUUUUUUCUUUAAUUCAUUUACAUGACAUGUGAUAAAUGUUGAGUCGACAAAAUCUAAAAUCGUCUGCCUCCAAAUGUAGUAGUAUUCCAAGGAAAAUGUGAGGCCAAUCUUCAACUAAGUUGGUCCUAUUUUCCUAGAAAAUGUGAGUUCCUUUUUGUCGAAGUUUACCAAGAAAGAUUCACUUAAUAGCAUUUUUCAUUUUAGGCCAUCCCCAUAGAUUGGUCCCCAUCCAUUGUUUAGGAUUCCUUGAGCCAUCUUUACCAAAAGGGCUGAAUAGAAAUUUCUUACCCUAAGGUUGAAGAAUGUAUGUACGAUUGUGCUUGAAGAUGUGGCUUCCUAUUUUGUCAAGCUUUCCCAGAAAAGGUUCCGAAUAGCCAGUCUUUUAUUUUAGGACGUCAAGAUAGGUCGGUCCCCACCCACUUCAUUAACAUACAUUAGCCAUCUUACAAUAGGGCUGAAGAGACAUUGCUUAUCUAAGGCUGCAAUAUUUGUUGUACCAGCGGAUCAUCAUCCUCUACGGCUAUAUAUGCCUUUCUUGAAUAAACAGUGAUUGUGGGGAUUAAUUUCGUUUUGAUUUGUGAAAAGAACAUAAUCUUCUUGGUUCAAGACUUGUAUAACAUCUGGUUCAAUUCAUUGUGUAUUUAACG